AUGGCAAGAACAGCAUCCAUCAUCUCGAGGGAUGACCCAUAUCUCUACGUCCGCGUCCUUCUCGUGAGCUGGGAGGGUGCGGAUAGGCGCCUCGACGAUGAGCUCCAAGGACUUGAACAAACAUUCAAAGAUGUCUACGAGUUCACCACGGCCCGGUACAAAAUUCAAAGCAACAACCCUUUCGGCAGCCUCACAACAGCGCUUUUAGAGUUUCUCGAACACGACGACCCCGAUACCUUGCUUAUACUAUACUACGGCGGCCAUGGUUACUCAAACUCCGAUAACCAGCUCAUCUGGAGCUUGUACAGUGGAGCACGUCUUCGACAAAAGUCCGAUUUCCUCAUUCUCCUCGACUGUUGCACGGCGGCCAGCGCUGUCGGAGAGCGCCAGAGAGGAAAUGUCGAGGCUCUUUUCAGUUGCGGCAUUCAAGACAAAACCCCCAUCAGCGGCGACUACUGCUUUACCCGGAGGCUAUCUAAUAUGAUGAGGCAGCAUCCUGAUGGGAUUGAAGUGUACGAGCUCUUCCACCGUCUAACUCAAGAGUACAACAAGGCCGGGCCCGAUCGCCGAGACAAGGGCAAGGAGCCGGCAUACUUGAAGCCGGGAAAGGACCUGCGAAGGAGUAUACAACUCCGGCGAAUGAAUUCAUUUUACAGCGCCAAGAGCGUAAUCGCACUUGGUCGGCGUUCCUUGCGUUCCUUGCGCAGCACGCGACCCGCCCAAGCGAUGCGCGCGCUCGAGACUGUCCUGGUAGUGCAGACAUCCACGGGUAAUCGAGGGGACGACUCCUCCGUUGCGACUAGGAGCACCAUGUAUUACUCGAUCGCGAAUGGAGAUGAGGCAGCGGGUCCAGAGGGUUCAGAGGUUAUGGAAGAAGAGUCUACACAAUUUAGUGAACUCCUUUCCGCGCUGGCAGACGAAAACCGGCGCGUUCUCAAUGCAGCGAUGGACAGAAUCGAAACGAAUCAAGAUGUUGGAGACGCAUCGAUGGGGGAUCCAGAGAGCCCUUCCUUUUCGCCGUUUGAUGGGAUGAUUAGAAUUAAUAGGCUCACGAACGAAAUACGGUUUCUUCAAAAAGCUAUGGCGAACGGUCCAGUCUCUACCUGGUUUACAAUCUCGCCCAUCUCUGACGCCAACAUCUUGGAAUGGCAGGCGACGCUGCGGGGUCCCGACGGAACACCGUACGAGCGCGGGCUGUUCCACGUUGUUGACACAUCUGCCGUGGAGGCGACGGAUCUCGCAGUAGAACCCAGGAGAAGAGACGAAAUGGAACAGUCUGACGGAGAAGCUCCUCAGAAUCUUUCGCAUAAUCAAAAUACCAUUUCACUGCAGGGACCAGAGGAUGCCACGUCUCAGUCACCGCUAGCAAAAGAUUUCGGAGAAGUGGGAAUCCGAGCAUUUAUGCCACCCCCAAAUAAGAAAAGAGAGGAGCGCAAUGAUAUCGAUACGUAUAGCGCUGCAUUUGGACUGGAAGGACUUGUCGUGGGUCUAUACGUGAUUCUAAACGAACCAAAUCUCACCGAUGCCCUUGAGCCAGAGAUUGCGCGGCAGAUGAUUGAGGAUCCAGCAGGGUAUGAACGCACCGCGAGGGAGUGGACAAAGUUGUACGCAACGGGUGCUGUGUAG
Molecule: messenger RNA, 1626 nt
Organism: Parascedosporium putredinis
Lineage: Eukaryota; Fungi; Ascomycota; Sordariomycetes; Microascales; Microascaceae
Source: the annotation of a GenBank genome assembly